This is a messenger RNA of Argiope bruennichi, 1159 nucleotides long. It is a transcript of the gene Wbp2, whose product is annotated as WW domain-binding protein 2-like. The coding region runs from base 134 to 1081 and encodes 315 amino acids. Gene Ontology annotation, biological process: positive regulation of DNA-templated transcription. The transcript has 8 exons. Gene Ontology annotation, molecular function: transcription coactivator activity; chromatin DNA binding. Gene Ontology annotation, cellular component: nucleus. The record is from RefSeq and is a predicted model, not a curated record. NCBI's taxonomy places the organism in Eukaryota, Metazoa, Arthropoda, Arachnida, Araneae, Araneidae.
CCAGAAUUUGUAUGAUAUUGAUGACAGUCCUGUGAUGUAACUAUGGUCUAUCAGUUGCUGAAUUUUAAGAUUCUUUAAUAAAAUCUUUAUUAUUCGUUAUUGACAUAGUUCUUUAAAAUCUAUUUGGUUCAAAAUGUCGCUUAAUACUGCUCAUGCUAAUGGAGGCGUUCUUAUUUAUAAUGGAGAAUUGAUUCUCCUUUAUUGUGAUGGGGUUGAGAUGACGAUAGAAGGUGGUGAUGCUAAAGAAUUUGGUGGUACUAAGAAAGGAAGAAUUUAUUUAACCACACAUAGGAUGAUUUUUGUCAAUAAAUCUGAGAAAGAUCCCCUGCAGUCCUUCAGUUUUCCAUUUUUCAGCAUGACUGGAGUUGAACUUGAACAGCCAAUUUUUGGAGCUAAUUAUAUUAAAGGAAAUGUGAAUGCUCAGCCUGGAGGAAAUUGGUUUGGUAAGGCAACAUUCAAGCUAAAAUUUUUCACUGGUGGAGCUAUUGAAUUUGGUCAAGCAAUGGUGAGAGCAGCUAAAAUGGCUAGUCAGAACAUGCCUCCUCAGCCUCCACCUUACAUGCCUCAAACUGGUCCUUAUUAUCCUGCACCUCCUCCUGCAUACACGCCACCUGCAGGAGGAAUAAAUGGAUUUGUACCUCCAACUCAUGCAUUCCCAGAUGCUCCUCCUGCUGAUAGUGUAUUUACUACAAACAUGCCACCACCAUAUCCUGGAAUUUAUCCUCCACCAUAUGCAUACCCACCAGGAUCAGGAGCAUACCCCCAGGCUGGUCCUAAUGGAGUGUUUGGAUAUCCUGGUGCUGGUGCACCCCCUCCAGGGUUCAAUGUUCCUGAAGGGGCAGCAUCUGCACCUCCUGCAUAUGAUAGUGUACCAUCUCAAUAUCCACCUGGUGCCUCUGCUCAAUACAAUGGAACGGCACAGCAAGCACCUCCAGCAGAUUCUAAAUCAGGAAUUCCACCAUCCUACAAUAUGUUUCAAGACCCAUUUAAUCCUCAAGUGUUGUAUCAGCAUCAGCAACAAUACAUGAGUCAAGGACCACCACCUCCUUAUACUCCUGACAGCCACAAAAAAGAACAAUGAAGAUGAACAAUGUGCAUUGAAAACUGGCUGUUAAACUUGCUGUUUAAUCUAGUGAAAUGAAAUACAACUUGGAUCUUU